AUGGACGAGCAGAAGGUUGGACUUCCCCUGGAAAGCUUGGAGAGGGGCGAGCCGUCUACGCCUCCCGACAAGCGCGAUGGCGGUUACGGCUGGGUCGUAGCGCUCGCUCUGAUGGCAUUGAAUGCAGUAACAUGGGGUAUCAACGGAGUAUAUGGCGUAUAUAUAUCCUUCUAUCUGCAAACCAACCACUUUGCGGGCGGGACACCGUUUACUUUCGCCUGGAUCGGGGGCUUAUCGGUCGCCACCGCAUUCGCCAUCACCCCAGUCUCAGCAGCUCUUAGCGGUCGGAUAUCUUAUCGAAGGCAGUACCUACUAGCUGCGUUCUGCGCUGUACUUGGCCAGAUCCUCGGGGGAUUGACGAGGACGUACACUGUUCUGGCGCUGACUCAGGGUGUGCUCUUUGGGCUGGCUCUCGGACUUGUCUUCUCGCCCUCUCAGAUGCUCCUGGCGGAAUGGUUCGAUACCCGCCUCAAUCUUGCUCAAGGCAUCUUCCAAGCCGGAUCCGGUCUCGGCGGUCUCAUCUUCGCUCAAACAACCCGUCUCGCGCUGGACAAGGUCGGUAUACGGUGGUCCCUCAUCAUCCAUGGUCUUGUGUCGCUCGUCGUAUCACUCUUGAGUGUCGCUGCGAUUCGACCGGGCGGGGCGGGGGCGGGGGCUCGUCAGACAUUCCGCUGGUCCAUCCGGAUACCGCAUCCCCUUGCUCUCACUUGCCUGUGCUUUUGGGGCGCUACAUCUUUAAUGUCCUUCUUCAUCUCCCUCUUCACUCUCGCUCUGUACGCCACCGAUGGACUCGGCCUCUCCCAACAACAAGGCGCUAUCGUUCAGUCCGUCCUCGCUGCCAGCAUGCUCGUCGGUCGUCCUAUCUGUGGUCUCGUCUCGGACCGGUACGGCAGUCUCAACGUCUCCUUUCUCGCCACCUCGAUCGCCGGUAUCGCCUGCCUUUCGCUCUGGCUACCGUCUCGGUCCCUCGCGGUGCUCUUGGUCUUUGCGACUGUCCAAGGGGCCGUGGCGGGGACCACUUGGAGCGCUGCCACCCCACUCGCUGCGGCCGUCGGAGGUCACCAACACGCUCGCGCCACUAUCGCGCUUUUCUGGACCAUCAUGGCGAUACCGGCAGUGGCCGCUCAACCUAUCGCUAUCGCUCUAGCCCAGUUUUCGAGGGGCAGCUUGGGCAGAGAAGGGGCGGAGGUGUACCAAAUCAGUAUUGGCGUAUGUGGCGGACUUGCUUUGAGCGCAGGUGUAUUGUUGCUUGGUGUCAAGCGUUGUAUGAACCAGUCGAUAAGAUGA
Messenger RNA from Dioszegia hungarica, 1287 nucleotides. RefSeq names its product major facilitator superfamily domain-containing protein. Gene Ontology annotation, biological process: transmembrane transport. The record is from RefSeq and is a predicted model, not a curated record. The coding region runs from base 1 to 1287 and encodes 428 amino acids. The transcript has 5 exons. Gene Ontology annotation, molecular function: transmembrane transporter activity. Lineage: Eukaryota; Fungi; Basidiomycota; Tremellomycetes; Tremellales; Bulleribasidiaceae.